Poeciliopsis prolifica (blackstripe livebearer) is the source of this 3514-nucleotide messenger RNA. It is a transcript of the gene prrt2, whose product is annotated as proline-rich transmembrane protein 2. Lineage: Eukaryota; Metazoa; Chordata; Actinopteri; Cyprinodontiformes; Poeciliidae. Gene Ontology annotation, cellular component: membrane. The record is from RefSeq and is a predicted model, not a curated record. The coding region runs from base 354 to 1028 and encodes 224 amino acids. The transcript is spliced from 5 exons.
GUAGCCUGGUGGAUUUCUCUCUCUCACACACACACACACACACACCCCUCCUCCCGGAUCCACCCUCCCAUCCUGGAGUCUCCAUCCACCGCUGCUCACUGCAUCGCCAGGAUUCACCAACAAGCUUUCAAUGCAACAUUAACUACUAGAUUUAUUUAUUUUUCUGUUCGUUCAACAUAAUGUUUGACUGCCUGUGAUUUUUACUUUUAUUUUUGGGGGUGAAUUUCGCUCCCCACGAUGCCAAAUCCAGGGACAACCCGGCUGUAACGACAAGGCGCUGCAAUAAAACGGUUUAACUACAGACAGCACAAACAGGAUUGGACCAGAAUCAGAGGCUCAGCUUUGGCGUCGUCAUGGCCGUUAACACAAAUCCACUUCCUGCCGUUUGGCCAGGCGAAGAACAGCCGUCGCUCAUGGAUCACGACGACCCCGAUUCCAGUCAGGCUGCCGUCAUCCCCAUGCCGUGCAGCUCACCGGGGGGCGAAGAGCUGCUGCACAGCUGCAGCAGCCUGACCGACACCAGGCCGCCCCGCAGCAAGUCCAAAGGAGAACUGGUGAUCGUCAUCAACGAGAAACUGAAGAACGGUAACGGGAUCCACCCCGGCCCCGCAGAGAGCACCUCACCGGUGAUUUCCUCCCCUCCCAGGAGGCAGCACUCCAUCUCCUACCCUCACCACGCCAAAACCAGGAAGGGCAGCCGGGCGGGCUCCAUCAGCUACACCGCCUUCUCGCCCCGGCCGUCGCUGUCCCGGCACUCCAGCAUCGCCACUAACCCUCCUCUGGACCGAACCAAGGUCAAAGACUACCUCCUGCUGUCUGUGCUGGCCUGCUUCUGCCCCGUCUGGCCCAUCAACAUUGUCGGCUUCGUCUACUCCAUCAUGUCGAAGAACAGCCUGGAGCAGGGGAACCUGGACGGCGCCGUGCGUCUGGGUCGCGUGGCCAAGAUGCUGUCCAUGGUGUCUCUAGUAGGAGGGACGGUCAUUAUCAUCGCCUGCAUUGUCAACCUGGCCAUAAAUGUGAAAACCUGAGUUUCAUCCCAGGAUGAAACCGGAUAAGGGAAGAGAACGUCUGGCCCUCACCUGCCCCACCGCCCAGUCAUUACCCGGAUGUGUGACAAACUCCUGAUUCACAGCGCUUUACUUAGAUUCCUGUAAUCUCUAUUCAACCCCCGUAAUUGUUGGAAGAAAUGAGAAUAAUCCGAAAUGCUGCUGCUUUCCGUGUCGAGUCGGAGGGCAGAAAAUGACUUUUAAGCUCAACUUGUGACUAAAAACAGGGAAGUGUUUACUGGCUACAGCAUCAAUCGCGACAAAAUGGCUGCCGAGUCCGCCCUCCUUCUGCACCAGCUUGCCUGUUCAAUCCCCUCAAACACGGAAGAAGCUGCUGGAUUUACAAUGCAGUGGAAGAAACACUUUGAGCCACACUGCUUCUUUUUUGUUUCAGACUGAACUCUGUGACUUUCAUCACUUCAAAACGCCCAACACGUUGCGUUUGAGCCCCAGCAUUUUCAGUGGUAAAAGCGGAUGAAAGAGAGAAGGGAAGGGUUUAACUCGGACUAGGAUUAUGGAAAAUCUCGCACAGAAGGCACGCUCCAAGGAAAAUACGUGCCAAAUGAAAAAGAAAUUCAGUGGGGAAGCCGCUUGCUUUCUCUCCUGACGGGAACAUGAAAUGUGUUUUUACUCUACGCCACUGUGAGCUGGGAGCGAAACGCAGCCGCAGCAAAAUCCAGUCCGGUCCAACCGUCUGUCAGCUCACCUUUUUUAUAAAGUUUGUAAACAAUCCUUUUCAGACUGAAUCGUGACGCCGUUGAUGAACGCUGAACUGUGUUUUAGGAGCUGCGUUUCCAUCGCAAAUGUCCGUCAAGCUUUUUCAAUAUUCUGAUGUUAAAAAAAACAAAACACAAUUUUGCAAUUGUGGUGUUUCUAUUAAAUAAGAAACGUAAUUUAAAUCACCUCUGAAUGAGUUUGUUCAUGCAUAAGUCAUUAAAAACCUGCUGCAAUGCCGUCCUCCUUCCACUUCCUGUCGUCGUCUUCUUUGUGGUUUGCGCCAGUGUCAACAUCCUGUUGUUGAUCAAGAGGCUCGUGUGACGAAAAUAAAGUUUCAGCUUUUUUGAAAAUUCAUUUGAUGCAGACAAAAAAAACAAAACACCUUUUGAAAAAUUAGGUUUUUUGUAAUUAACAUUCAAAUGAUGUUAAUUUUUUUAAUGCCAACAUCCAGUAAGGACAUUUAAAUUUGUGUUUUUGAUCAAAUGUUUUGCUGCUAUUAUUUUUUUUAUUAAAAUUUGGUUUAAUUAACAAAACUGCAACAAAAACUCUUUCGCAUCACAUAAGUCACGAGACAACAGGAAAUGGGAGGAAGAUUUGGGUGCUGCAUGUUUUUUAAUGACUUAUUGUGAAUAAUACUUACAUACCUGUUAUUUGAAUUGUGUUUUUAUUUAAUGGAAACACCACAAUGGUAGUUAUUUUCCAACAUUAGCAGAAUAUUGGCAAAAUUUUGCACACAUUUGUAAUGGAAAUCGUUAACUGUUUGGUUAACAACACAAAAUCUUACCAAGUAUUUUCGGUCUAGUUUAUCGUGCAAACAUUUGAAAUGACAUAACUGAUAUAUGUGAAUAAUUAGUUAAUACUGAUGAAAAAGCCCAACACCACUGGCAGAUUAUUUCACUACAACUUGUAAAGUGUUUUGGUUUGUGUGAAAUAAUCUACCAGUGGAAUUAGUAAUUGUUUUUAUCAAUAUUAAGGAUUUAUUGACUUAAAACAAGCUCCUGUAUCUUGCUGAAAAGUUACUUGUGAGUUAGUUUUGUUUUAUUUCAAGUAUACUAAGUGUUUGCACUAGAAACUAUGUAGAAAAUACUCUGUAAGGUUUUGUAUUUUUGCAGUUUUGUCGCCAGAGAUGCAGCUGUAACUUCAGUUUCUAUCCACAGGUGCUUUAAAAUCAGACCUAAUGUAGCAUUUUCCUUCUUUAAUAAACUCCCUUAUGGCUGAUUUUCUUUUUUUAUUAUUACCCUGGAUGUGUUGCUUUUACGUGUAUAGCCCUCCUUUUAAAGGCUAAUUUGUAAAAUGUUUGUUCAGAAAUGUUUCUGUGAGUGAAAACUUUAGCUGUACAACCUUUUUUGCCAUAUUUAUGUUUUUAAUUGACCUCUAACCUUUAUCUACCUGUAAUUCCUCACUGUGAUACCAACAACUGGGUUUUAUUAACACCAGGCUUUUUUUCUUUUGCUGUGUACUAAAUUUUAUGUACUAUUAAUAUUUUCUGUCUUAUAUUGUAAGUUUAAUUGUAAUCAACUGUAUGUAUUCUGUAGAUAUAAAUCUAAAUAGCGUGAUAUUAAAUGAGUUAGCAUUGUGUAGCCGGCCUGCUGGAAGUCAUUGUCUUCCCAGCAGGCUUCUAUAAUCUUUGUGGCUAUUAGCAUGUUAUGGAUUUUUAUUCAUGUAUGAUGAUGGUAACCUACAGAGAAAAGCUGACACCUGGAAUAUUAUACUUCUGCAACACGUUCAUAAUAAAGACACAAUGCAUGUGA